CAAACACAAAACCGAAUGUGUUUUCACCUAAUAAAAAACCUGAAGUGCUGUGUUUUUCUUUCCAGGAACUUCCGCUGUGACUGUGGAAAUAGCAAGUUCAAAAAUUUGCAGUGCAAGUUACUCCCAGAAAAGGGGAAGGUGAAUUCAGGAAAUAAGUAUAAUGACAAUUUCUAUGGAUUAUACUGUAUCUGUAAAAGACCUUAUCCUGAUCCUGAAGAUGAGAUUCCAGAUGAGAUGAUCCAAUGCAUAGUUUGUGAAGACUGGUUCCAUGGAAGGCAUCUUGGUGCAGUUCCCCCUGAAAGCGGAGACUUCCAUGAAAUGGUAUGCCAAGCCUGCAUGAGUCACUGCCAUUUCCUGUGGGCCUAUGCGUCGCAAUUAGCAGUUCCUGCUUUGACCAAAGUGAACUCCCUUGAAGAUGAAGGGAUUGUCCUGAAGGUUGAGGAAAGUGAAGAGCAGAAAAAAGAAAUAAAAAGAGAAAGUGGAGUGGAACACCAAGAAGUGAAGGAGGAAAAGCAAAUGGAACAGUUUAAUGAACCAUCCACUAGCUCUGGGUCUGCCUGUCCAGAGGUAGUUACUAAGAGUGAGGAGCCAGUCUGCAAGCUGAAAGAACUCCAAAGCAAGCAAUUCUUAAAAAAAGGUACUGCCACCUUUUGGCCAUUGAACUGGAGAAGCAAGUUAUGCACCUGUGAAGACUGUUUGAAAAUGUAUUCAGAGCUUGAAGUCCAGUUCCUGACGGAUGAAUGUGACACUGUCUUGGCUUACGAAAAUAAAGGUACCAGUGACCAAGAAGCAGAGAGGAGAGACCCCUUAAUGGACACCCUUAACAGCAUGAACAGAGUCCAGCAAGUAGAACUCAUCUGUGAAUACAAUGAUUUAAAGACAGAACUGACUGACUAUCUCAGGAGAUUUGCGGAUGAGGGAACGGUGGUUAAAAGAGAAGACAUUCAGCACUUCUUUGAAGAAUUUCAGUCACGGAAAAGACGACGGACUAACAGGAUGCAGUACUACUGUAGUUAGACUGAGAGGGUCAGGGUCUGAAAGGAGAACUGGGAAAACAGUAUUCAUUGGCAACAGAAGAGGCAUCUUCGGUAUUCGGCUUCUCAUCAAAACCCAACUGUCCGAGAAACGUCUCAUUUUGUCUCACUUCCUCUCUUUGUAGCGACUAAAAUGUGUUCUUAACAGGUACAUUGCAUUUGUGGGGAUUUCAGUACUGAUCCACCUUGCAUUCCCGUGAAAGCUGGCCUUGUCUCAAGGGAGCGGAUGGCUCGUUAGGAGACCAGCAUGCCGCUGCGCGUUCCCUCUCACCGACUUUACUUUCAGUGCCUAUAGCUGUGCGCUGUACUAAACCGGGGCGGGGGCCGCCCUCCUGUAUGGUGCAGGCACUGCACACCCGCUCUGCUUCGCAAGACCGGCCUGCGUUGCUUUCCUGCUCAAAAUGGCUCUGCACCCUCUCCUCGGGGCGUAGCGAUCCUAGCGAGGGCUCCCGGCACCAAGCGAGUGUCUGUCCCCUGCACGGAGGGCGGCGCGGCUCCUGACGGGGUACAGCAGGCGUCUGGGGCGAGAUCGCAGCUGUUGGGCGAGGUUGCGUUCUAACGUCUGUUACGCAUCAGGCGAAGGAAACAACACCCUGCUUCCGUGUCCCUGCUCACAGCAGCGGAACUGCUCCCUAGGCAGGUGAAAAAUGAGAAAUCACAGGUUUGGCUUGAUGUAACAGAAUGUGCUGGGUUUAUAAAUCCAAAACCUUUGUUUCUGAUAUUGUACAGUGAUGUUUUACACGCAGAAAUUUGUCACAUGAACUUUAUCUGCUCACUAGCACAUAAACAGUAUCCAAUUACAAAUUAAGCAUUGGUGAGGAAGUUUGUUACAGGACUUCUGAUCUGCUUUGAUUUUAAAAACUAGCCUGCUGCAAACCAUUCUACUUCAUAAACCUGCCUGAAAGCACUGCAGCAGCCUGGCAUUUUGCUACCGUACAAAACGUGAUCUUUUUAUAAUCACUGUGAUAAU
Molecule: messenger RNA, 2004 nt
Organism: Egretta garzetta (little egret)
Lineage: Eukaryota; Metazoa; Chordata; Aves; Pelecaniformes; Ardeidae
Gene: UBR7
Product: ubiquitin protein ligase E3 component n-recognin 7
Exons: 9
Coding region: 16-1017 (333 amino acids)
Cellular component (GO): cytoplasm
Molecular function (GO): ubiquitin protein ligase activity; zinc ion binding
Source: RefSeq, a predicted model, not a curated record